Molecule: messenger RNA, 7539 nt
Organism: Coregonus sp. 'balchen'
Lineage: Eukaryota; Metazoa; Chordata; Actinopteri; Salmoniformes; Salmonidae
Source: the annotation of a GenBank genome assembly
AGAGUGAGAGGAGGGGAAGUCAGGGGUGGGUCAGUCCAAACUUCUCUGCUAUCUGUAGAUGUAGAUUUGGGCGAGGUGAAAAAAUCCUCAUCUUUCGUUUCCAAACUCAUUUGCUCCCUCUCUCAUUCCUUUCUUCCUGCUUUCCCUCCCUUCCUCUUGCACUCACUGCCUGUAAAAUAUAUGGGAACAUCCUUGAGUUAGGAGGCAUGUUCAUACAUAGAUGACUGUCUACUGAUGCAUCAGCUGAGAGUUCAUUGCAAAUCUCAAGUGGAACUACAAGUACGAGAGAAAUAACCAGGAACCACAGAGGUGGAUGCACUGAAGCCUCAGGAUAAAGGGUAAGUCAAUUCAUGUUACUCUUCUUCGCUUGUUUGAAAGUUGCAGCUUGAAUGGAGGUAUAGCCUACACAGGAAGAGUUUGUUAUUUUAAAGUAAAAAUGUUGCUCACAAGAUUAAAGGUAACAGCUGAAGCAAUGAUGCCCUCAUGUCUCCUGUUGUUGGAUGACAAUUUAUCAUUAUUGUUUAGACUGUUGUUACUGGGUAAAAGUCAACCAAUUCAACGACCCGAUUAACGGAAAAACAUAACAUUCAAAACAAUUGUUUUAUGAAAUAUUUGUUUAUGUUUCAUACUAGUUUGUGUUACAUAACAAAUGACCAGUCACAUAUAGUGGGGAAAAAAAGGUAUUUAGUCAGCCACCAAUUGUGCAAGUUCUCCCACUUAAAAAGAUGAGAGAGGCCUGUAAUUUUCAUCAUAGGUACACGUCAACUAUGACAGACAAAAUGAGAUUUUUUUUCUCCAAAAAUCACAUUGUAGGAUUUUUAAUGAAUUUAUUUGCAAAUUAUGGUGGAAAAUAAGUAUUUGGUCAAUAACAAAAGUUUCUCAAUACUUUGUUAUAUACCCUUUGUUGUCAAUGACACAGCUCAAACGUUUUCUGUAAGUCUUCACAAGGUCUUCACACACUGUUGCUGGUAUUUUGGCCCAUUCCUCCAUGCAGAUCUCCUCUAGAGCAGUGAUGUUUUGGGGCUGUCGCUGGGCAACACGGACUUUCAACUCCCUCCAAAGAUGUUCUAUGGGGUUGAGAUCUGGAGACUGGCUAGGCCACUCCAGGACCUUGAAAUGCUUCUUACGAAGUCACUCCUUCGUUGCCCGGGCGGUGUGUUUGGGAUCAUUAUCAUGCUGAAAGACCCAGCCACAUUUCAUCUUCAAUGCCCUUGCUGAUGGAAGGAGGUUUUCACUCAAAAUCUCACAAUACAUGGCCCCAUUCAUUCUUUCCUUUACACGGAUCAGUCGUCCUGGUCCCUUUGCAGAAAAACAGCUCCAAAGCAUAAUGUUUCCACCCCCAUGCUUCACAGUAGGUAUGGUGUUCUUUGGAUGCAACUCAGCAUUCGUUGUCCUCCAAACACGACGAGUUGAGUUUUUACCAAAAAGUUAUAUUUUGGUUUCAUCUGACCAUAUGACAUUCUCCCAAUCCUCUUCUGGAUCAUCCAAAUGCACUCUAGCAAACUUCAGACGGGCCUGGACAUGUACUGGCUUAAGCAGGGGGACACGUCUGGCACUGCAGGAUUUGAGUCCCUGGCGGCGUAGUGUGUUACUGAUGGUAGGCUUUUUUACUUUGGUCCCAGCUCUCUGCAGGUCAUUCACUAGGUCCCCCCGUGUGGUUCUGGGAUUUUUGCUCACCGUUCUUGUGAUCAUUUUGACCCCACGGGGUGAGAUCUUGCGUGGAGCCCCAGAUCGAGGGAGAUUAUCAGUGGUCUUUUAUGUCUUCCAUUUCCUAAUAAUUGCUCCCACAGUUGAUUUCUUCAAACCAAGCUGCUUACCUAUUGCAGAUUCAGUCUUUCCAGCCUGGUGCAGGUCUACAAUUUUGUUUCUGGUGUCCUUUGACAGCUCUUUGGUCUUGGCCAUAGUGGAGUUUGGAGUGUGACUGUUUGAGGUUGUGGACAGGUGUCUUUUAUACUGAUAACAAGUUCAAACAGGUGCCAUUAAUACAGGUAACAAGUGGAGGACAGAGGAGCCUCUUAAAGAAGAAGUUACAGGUCUGUGAGAGCCAGAAAUCUUGCUUGUUUGUAGGUGACCAAAUACUUAUUUUCCACCAUAAUUUGCAAAUAAAUUCAUAAAAAAUCCUACAAUGUGAUUUUCUGGAUUUUCUUUUCUCAAUUUGUCUGUCAUAGUUGACGUGUACCUAUGAUGAAAAUUACAGGCCUCUCUCAUCUUUUUAAGUGGGAGAACUUGCACAAUUGGUGGCUGACUAAAUACUUUUUUUCCCCCACUGUAAACAUGUUCCUGAAAUCAUCUGUAAAGAUGUAUAGAGGUUUCAUCUCCUGUCCUCUGUGCAAAACAGAGUUAUCCUUAAGCUUUAAAUAAAGGGGCCAGGGCCAUAUUUACCCAGCGAUAAGCAUAUUAAAUGUCAUAUUUAAAUCUCUGACACUGAAACAAGGGCUCUGUUAUGAACUAGAGGAAGUGACAAUGAACUAUCAGGAGAGUAUAUCUCUGGCUUCUCUCUCUCACUCCCUCUCACUUCCAGUGUGUCAACCCCCCCUCGCAUUUGUCUUCACUCUCACGCUCACUCCCUAUUGCUCUCUUUCCUGGUUUCACACGGCUGUAUGAGUUAAUGUAGUUCUCCAUUUUUCCUCUGUGUAGAGCAGGGAUGAGUCCCCAAUUUUUUUAAAUGAAUUUUUAUAUUUUAUUUUAGGAAAUCAGUUGGGCUUUCAACUUACUGCUGCGAGUUAAAAUAGUGGAAUACACAAGGUGCAAUUUUGAAAUUUGGUUGUGCAUCAGCAGUUUUUGUCUUGUCAUGUAAAGCACUGAUAGUCAGUCAAUUAGCAUACGUCAGCAAAAUAUAUUUUAGAUUGCUAAGUUAGUUAUGCGGCCAGCUAUCUAAACUGUCCUGUAUAAAAUACAGUAUAAUACUAUUAUAUGAUUAUGUUGGUCAGUCUCAAUCAGAUAUAAUAUUAAAAACUACAAACAUUUCUCUCCUGCAAAAUGUUAAUUGCAGAAAUUAGCGUAUAAACAGUGGUCUCGGCUCCAAUUUUUGUGGCCCCGACUCCCUCUCUCUGGUGAGAGUUCAGACCUGUUCUAUGUCCUGGUUCUUGUGCCCUCCUAUGGCUUCUGUCUGUCUGUCUUCAUGUCUGUCUGUCUGUCUGCUCUCUGUCUUCGUCUGUCUGUCUGUCGCUUCCUCUUCUCCUCUCUCUCUCUCUCUCUCUUCGCGUCUCUCUCUCUCCUCUCUCUCUCUCUCUCUCUCUCUCUCUCUCUCUCUCUCUCUCUCUCUCUCUCUCUGAUCUUUAUUCAAAAGCACCUUAAUUGAUUUGAUUGUGCUAAAUACCGCUAUGCUCUAUAAAUAAAGAUAUUCAGAGUCAAAAAUACAUGCUCUCAUGGAUGCUACUUUUUCUAGGUAGCAAAGGCCCACCUGAGCAGGGAGUAUACCAUCAAAACAGAAAACCAGGGAGGAAGGACACAACAACAUGCUGACAAAACAAAAAAAGAUGGUCUUUCCAUUCCAGAUACACAAAUCAAUUUUUCUCAUCCUACUAUUCAAUGUCCCACUUCCCAGCACAUGUCAGACCACACUGAAUGCCCACAGCACCCUCAACCAAACCAUCCCUCACACUGCUGCCACUAGCUCUAAUGCUAUCCCCAAUACCACCACUAAUAAUUCCACUGUAAAAUCCACUAUCAACCGAGGCACCAUUCCCUUCCUCCAGCGCAACUUUUCCUCAAACUCUAAUUCCCAGGAUGCAAUCCUGGGGUGUGGGGCGGAUCUGGACCCCAUCUACUCCUACCUGUGUGACCGUCAGGUGGUGUGGGGUAUCGUGGUGGAGAGCUUGGCCUCACUGGGCUUUGUGGUCAGUUCAGGGCUGCUAGUGGGGCUGCUGUUCUGGACCCUGUGGAUGUGUGUGUCGUCCCGCCAGCGCAGGGGCAUCGGGGGGAGCGUAGCCUCCAUGGCUUUGUUCCUGGUCAGCACGGCAGGGGUCUUCGCCCUGACCUUUGCCUUCGUCAUCCGCCUCACCCCCCAGACAUGCCCCACGCGCCUCUUCCUGUUCGGGGUGCUGUUCUCCCUGGCUUUCUCCUGCCUGCUGGCGCGAUGCCUGGCCCUGCUGGGCUUCGCUGUGACCCGGGGCUGGGGGGAGAGUGGGGUGGCCCUGGCCCUCUUCACCCUCCAGGUGGUCAUCGCUACAGAGUGGCUGAUCAUCGUACUGCUGCGGGACGGCCAGCCCUGUCAGUACUCCCAGGGGGAGUUUGUCAUGUUGCUCAUCUACGUGCUGGUUCUGCUGGCCACCGGCCUGGUCCUCUCCCUGUGCUGCCUCUGCCACUCCUGUCUCACCUACAGCUAUAGCUACAGCGGGGGCACCCACCGACAGAGCAAGGUCCAGGCCACACUGCUCUGCCUCACCCUGCUGCUGUCCGCUGCCAUCUGGGUGGUGUGGAUCGCCCUGCUGACCCGGGGUAACAUGGAGAUGGGCCGGCGGCCGCAGUGGGAUGACCCGGUGCUGAGUAUAGCCCUGGUGGCCAACGGCUGGGUCCUGCUGCUGGGCCACGGACUGGCCCAAGUGGUCCUCCUCUGCAGGUGGGAGGCCAGCUCCAAGGAGGGCCCCCUCAACUUUGGCGGAUGGACCAGUCCCAAUGCCAACUGCCAGGGCUGGGCAGCCCGAAAGAAGGAAGGGAGAACAGAAGCUUUGAGAACGACGGUGAGGAACGGAGAAGUGAGAAACAGUAGCACUGAAAAGGAGUAAAGCAGGGGAAUGUACUGUACUGCAUGUCUACGUUUAGUUAAUCAGCAAAAUAACAUUAGAAACACAGACAAUUGACUGUUGGGAGAGUACUAAUAAGUUAGCAUGGAAGCUAAAUUAUAUAUGGACUAGCUCCAAUGAAUAAGAUAUGACAUAUGAGGUUAAUUACACAAUCAGUCACUUUAAUACUCACUGUAUGGAAUUUGCAGAUAAUUGAGUCAUUGUAUCGUGUUCUCUUCCCCAGGCAGAAGACAAGACCCCGUUUUCCAGUCACCAUAUGAGUCUGGAUUCUCAAUGACAGUGAGUAGGCCUCAAAAUGGCUCUGGGCAUUGCUGAGUGAUUAAAAGGAAUGAGAAUCAGCAUAUGUGUUGUAACAAAGAAUAACUAACAAAAAUAUAUGCUUAAUCCAAGAUAAUGUAUAGAAUUGUAUUAUACAGUGGGGAAAAAAAGUAUUUAGUCAGCCACCAAUUGUGCAAGUUCUCCCACUUAAAAAGAUGAGAGAGGCCUGUAAUUUUCAUCAUAGGUACACGUCAACUAUGACAGACAAAUUGAGAAGAAAAAAUCCAGAAAAUCACAUUGUAGGAUUUUUAAUGAAUUUAUUUGCAAAUUAUGGUGGAAAAUAAGUAUUUGGUCACCUACAAACAAGCAAGAUUUCUGGCUCUCACAGACCUGUAACUUCUUCUUUAAGAGGCUCCUCUGUCCUCCACUCGUUACCUGUAUUAAUGGCACCUGUUUGAACUUGUUAUCAGUAUAAAAGACACCUGUCCACAACCUCAAACAGUCACACUCCAAACUCCACUAUGGCCAAGACCAAAGAGCUGUCAAAGGACACCGGAAACAAAAUUGUAGACCUGCACCAGGCUGGGAAGACUGAAUCUGCAAUAGGUAAGCAGCUUGGUUUGAAGAAAUCAACUGUGGGAGCAAUUAUUAGGAAAUGGAAGACAUACAAGACCACUGAUAAUCUCCCUCGAUCUGGGGCUCCACGCAAGAUCUCACCCUGUGGGGUCAAAAUGAUCACAAGAACGGUGAGCAAAAAUCCCAGAACCACACGGGGGGACCUAGUGAAUGACCUGCAGAGAGCUGGGACCAAAGUAACAAAGCCUACCAUCAGUAACACACUACGCCGCCAGGGACUCAAAUCCUUCAGUGCCAGACGUGUCCCCCCGCUUAAGCCAGUACAUGUCCAGGCCCGUCUGAAGUUUGCUAGAGUGCAUUUGGAUGAUCCAGAAGAGGAUUGGGAGAAUGUCAUAUGGUCAGAUGAAACCAAAAUAGAACUUUUUGGUAAAAACUCAACUUGUCGUGUUUGGAGGACAAAGAAUGCUGAGUUGCAUCCAAAGAACACCAUACCUACUGUGAAGCAUGGGGGUGGAAACAUCAUGCUUUGGGGCUGUUUUUCUGCAAAGGGACCAGGACGACUGAUCCGUGUAAAGGAAAGAAUGAAUGGGGCCAUGUAUUGUGAGAUUUUGAGUGAAAACCUCCUUCCAUCAGCAAGGGCAUUGAAGAUUAAACGUGGCUGGGUCUUUCAGCAUGACAAUGAUCCCAAACACACCGCCGGGCAACGAAGGAGUGGCUUCGUAAGAAGCAUUUCAAGGUCCUGGAGUGGCCUAGCCAGUCUCCAGAUCUCAACCCCAUAGAAAAUCUUUGGAGGGAGUUGAAAGUCCGUGUUGCCCAGCGACAGCCCCAAAACAUCACUGCUCUAGAGGAGAUCUGCAUGGAGGAAUGGGCCAAAAUACCAGCAACAGUGUGUGAAAAUCUUGUGAAGACUUACAGAAAACGUUUGACCUGUGUCAUUGCCAACAAAGGUUAUAUAACAAAGUAUUGAGAAACUUUUGUUAUUGACCAAAUACUUAUUUCCACCAUAAUUUGCAAAUACAUUUAUUACAAAUCCUACAAUGUGAUUUUCUGGAUUUUCUUUUCUCAUUUUGUCUGUCAUAGUUGAUGUGUACCUAUGAUGAAAAUUACAGGCCUCUCUCAUCUUUUUAAGUGGGAGAACUUGCACAAUUGGUGGCUGACUAAAUACUUUUUUUCCCCACUGUACAAGAGACAAAAUUCACAAAUUCUACAGCACAAGGGCAGAGUCAUGUCUUAAGUGUAAAACUAAUAAAGACUCAAUAAUCCAUGCUUUCUGGGAACGCUAUAAAGUCCGGAAGUUGUGGGCGGAGCUAGAAAGUUGGCAGCCAGAAGUAUUACAAUGUAAAUGUACUUUUAAUCCGUCUGUCUGCAUAUUUCAAGACAUGGCAUAUGAGGGUGUAGUGAGAUACCCGAUGGGUUGGACGAUUCUCUUCUCAUCACUCAUCUUGAAAAAACGCAUACUAAAAACAUGGAAAUCAAUCAAUCCGCCAUCAUUAACACAAUGGAAAAAUGAAAUGAUUUAUUAUUUCAAUAUUGAAAGUGCGUGGGCUACGGAGAGAAACAAAAUGGUGCAGUUUCAGGCCAUGUUGCAGAAAGUGAUGCGGGCGCUGGAGAUGGGGGUGUGUGCUAGUCGGUCUGGGCAGGUGUGAUGUAGUUGAUGUUUGUAUGAUGUUGUCAUUUGUAUGUGUAUGUUUUGUAUUGUUUAUAAAAUAUAAAAUAACCUCUUACAAAAGAAUAUGACCCUUACCAUUACAAGCAAUGUAUCUGUAAUUAUUAACUGCACUAAUAUGAUGAAUGUUUUAAUGUUUCACUGUGUCUGUUUCAGGAAAUAGAUCCUGACAAAGAUUACUCCAUCCCUCGUCCUCAGACUACCAACAUCAGCGAGCCCUAUGAUGAAUACUAUGGACACAGCAUGUCUGAUUAGGAUCACAUUGCUUUUCGUGUACACACACACACACACACA